Molecule: messenger RNA, 3088 nt
Organism: Perognathus longimembris pacificus (Pacific pocket mouse)
Lineage: Eukaryota; Metazoa; Chordata; Mammalia; Rodentia; Heteromyidae
Gene: Med22
Product: mediator complex subunit 22
Exons: 3
Coding region: 52-474 (140 amino acids)
Biological process (GO): regulation of transcription by RNA polymerase II
Cellular component (GO): mediator complex
Molecular function (GO): transcription coregulator activity
Source: RefSeq, a predicted model, not a curated record
AGACCCCGAGGCUGACCCGCGCUCGGCGCCCCGGGCCCCCCGCGCCGCGCCAUGGCCCAGCAGAGAGCCCUGCCCCAGAGCAAGGAGACGCUGCUGCAGUCCUACAACAAGCGGCUCAAAGAUGACAUCAAGUCCAUCAUGGACAACUUCACCGAGAUCAUCAAGACCGCCAAGAUUGAGGAAGAGACACAGGUGUCGAGGGCCACUCAGGGCGAACAGGACAAUUACGAGAUGCACGUGCGAGCUGCCAACAUCGUCCGAGCUGGCGAGUCCCUGAUGAAGCUGGUGUCUGACCUCAAGCAGUUCCUGAUCCUCAACGACUUCCCGUCGGUGAACGAGGCCAUCGACCAGCGCAACCAGCAGCUGCGCGCCCUGCAGGAGGAAUGCGACCGCAAGCUCGUCACCCUGCGGGACGAGGUCUCCAUCGACCUGUACGAGCUCGAGGAGGAGUACUACUCGUCCAGGUACAAAUAGGGCUGGACUCCCUGCCCACCCGCGCCUGCCCGGCGGGGCAGGGCCACCCGGGCCUGGAAGGUGCUUCUGUUUCUCAGACCCUUCCUGGUCUUGGCAGCAAAGCUGAUGCUGAUUCCUGGGCUCCAGAGCGUUUGAUGGACAGACAGUGCACAGCCGCCACCAGGCUGAGCCUUGCCCUCUGCAGGGGGGUGAAAGUCAUAGGACAUCGGGUGUGGAGGAGGCUGAGUCUGGAGAAUGGUGCCCCCAGGACAGGAGAGCUCUCCUCCAGGCAGAACUUUCUGGGCCUUGAUUCUGGAUCUUGAAUCCGUCCCCAGGUGUUCAGGCCCGGGCCACACCCCUGUCUAGGAUACUGCUGCGUGCCCAGGGAGGCAAUACCGUGUACAUGUGGCCAAACCCCAUGGUGUGGAUGAGGGGCAGCCCCGGGGGGAGGACAUAGGGUGUCUGGAUGCUGGUGUGGGCCCCCCUCUGUUGGCACUGGGUGCCCGCAGUACAGCUCUCACAGGGCCACUUAAAAUCCCGAGGCAAGGACGGAGCCGGAGGGGUCUGGGAAACAGAGGCCUUACACCCUUCCCCGACAGCCUUGAAAGUGUCAGUUGUGGAGUCCAGCCCCUCCCCCCUCGGGGCAGACGGGAGGUUUUCCUUUCUGACUCACAGAGGCCACACCAGCGGGCUGCAGACAUCCAGAAUGGACUGUGGUCUGGGGCUUUGUUUCCUUGCACUGGGCUUAGCAUCACUGCCCAGCUAGAGCAGUUCUAGGUGUUUCUCAGGGCUCUGGGGCUGUCAUUGGUGCCUGGAAAUGCGCCGGCUCUGUGCAGCACCGCCUGCACCCCGGGGUAUCACCUGCUGUCCUCUAGGCAGCCACUGCCCCAAGGGCACCCAGGGCACAGCAAGUCCCGCCCUAGCCCUUGCCUUGAGGGGCUGAGGGCCCCAAGGAGUUGGGGACAGUCGUAAGGUUGUGCACCAGAGCUGGGGUGGGAACCCAAAGGCCCCAGCGUCAGUCUUUCCCCCUUGGUCCCUCUCUUCCUCUAGCGGGACCAGUCUGUCCCAUCUACCCCAGCUCCCUCUCCCACAGACCCUGGGGAGAAGCCACUGCCCUUUUUGCCUGUGGACUCCCUUAAGCCUUCAGGGCCAGAGCUGGCUGGUUUGAUCUCCUCCCUGCCUUGGCUGCCCCUGCCUGCACUGUCCACUCCUGCUUCUCUUUCUGCCUCUCCUUUCCAUUCUCCUGUGCUCGGGUGCUGCUGAGAAUGAGCAUGGAGAGCAGGCCAGGGGGAAGUGGUUAGACACCGGGGACGGCCUGCGGCCAGGCCGAGCUCCUUGCCUGCAUCCUCUCUGGCCCUCUACGGGAGGAAGAAAUGGAGUGCAUGGAGUCUGGGGGAGGGUGGGGGUGUCACAAAGCCAGAGGGGCGGUACAGGGAGGUGCCAGGGCCUGGGUUUCUAUCACACCCCCCCCCCCCAGGAAAGGACCCAGCAGUAAGAGAGGGUCUCUGAAUGGGGGUGUGCGUGGGGGUAACCUCUGCAAAGGUUCAUGGCCACCUCAGCUGGUGAGGGGUUAGUGCCGGGUUGGGGUAGGACAAGGAGAGCCCGAAGGGACUUGGAGAGGCCCGAACUGGCAUCCAGCAAGAACACCAGCUUGGUCCCUGGGAGGACUUGCCAGGGCCACACAGCCCGUUAGAGGGCGGCCCCCACGGCCCCUCCCUGCCAGGAAUGCUUGAAAGGGCCUGGCACCCAGGAGAGGAAGGGGAGGCAGCCCAGGUGGUGGUGGUUUCUUAACUCUGCUUCCGUCUUGCUUUCCCCUCCCUGCUUCCCUCUGUCUGCUCCUGUCCCUCCCGGGGUUUCUGGUGGUGGAAAAGCUCCAGUCUUUGCGAAGCUAAUGACCUGCCUCUAUGUGAAGCUUACUGGAGGCUGGACCUCGACACCGACUCUGCUGAUGGCCUCCCAGCCCCUCUUCUGGCGUCCCCGGAGCCGGGCCCUGGCUCCCUGCCGGCUGCAGCCCCCUCCCACUCCCAUGCUGGUGGCCCUGGCCCCACAGAGCACACCUGAGCCUCCAGUAUCAGGAGCGAAAUCCUGGGCUCCCUCUUGAGCUUGCUCACCACAGCCCAUCUCGUGUCAGCCUUGGACCCCCUGGAGGCCCCAGAGUCCAGGAGCUGCUGUGCCUUAGGAAGCUGACCAGGCUCCGCCCCUAGGACAGUUAAGGAAAGUGGUUAGAGCCAUUCUGGAAUGGCCCAUUAUCUCUAGCCUCUGCCCCCAGGUCACGGGGCGGAAAGAAGUUUGUCCCAUUGAGCUCCGUGCCAUCAGGAGUCUGCUUGCAGUGGGGACAGUCACGUGUUACCAAGUCCAUUCCCAUGUUGGCGAGGGCUACUGCCUCUUGCCGAAAGCACCAAUGUCCAUGCCACGGGCUGACCACCCUGUGGGAGAUGGGUGGCACACUCCCACGGAAGCCAGCUGGGGCUUACUGACUAAUGUUGCCAUAUCCAUUCUACUUUUGUCAUGAGACUUUAAUAAAAAAAACAACCCCCUUGCCAGGCACUGGUGGCUCACACCUGUAAUCUAGCUACGCAGGAGGCCGAGCUCCAAGGAUCGCAGUUCAUAGCCAGCCAGGGCUGGCAGGCCUGUG